Messenger RNA from Mauremys reevesii (Reeves's turtle), 1881 nucleotides. It is a transcript of the gene FGF6, whose product is annotated as fibroblast growth factor 6. Gene Ontology annotation, molecular function: fibroblast growth factor receptor binding; growth factor activity. The record is from RefSeq and is a predicted model, not a curated record. NCBI's taxonomy places the organism in Eukaryota, Metazoa, Chordata, Testudines, Geoemydidae. Gene Ontology annotation, biological process: regulation of cell migration; positive regulation of protein phosphorylation; positive regulation of gene expression. The coding region runs from base 1 to 621 and encodes 206 amino acids. Gene Ontology annotation, cellular component: cytoplasm. The transcript has 3 exons.
AUGGCCAUUGCACAAAGACUUCUCAUCACUAUGUCCUGUGAAGCCAGCGUUCACUGGACGUUGCCUGCUUUUGUUCUCUUGGGUUUUCUGGCUGGGAUUGUUUCAUCGUAUCCAGUUGUAAGCAGAACUAAUGGCACAUUGCUGGAGAGAGGAUGGGAGUCUCUGUUGUCCAGGUCCAUUGCUGGGAUGUCAGGAGAGAAAUCAGAUGUGAACUGGGAGAGUGACUAUUUGCUAGGAAUCAAGAGGCAGCGGAGGCUUUACUGCAAUGUGGGCAUCGGGUUUCACCUUCAAAUCCUCCCAGAUGGAAGGAUAAGCGGUGUUCACAAUGAAAACCAAUACAGUCUUUUAGAAAUAUCAACUGUGGAGCGAGGUGUUGUUAGCCUGUUUGGGGUGAAAAGUGCUCUCUUUGUAGCAAUGAACAACAAAGGGAGGUUAUAUGGAACGGCAAUUUUUCAAGACGAAUGCAAAUUCAGAGAAACCCUGCUGCCCAAUAACUACAAUGCAUAUGAAUCAAGUGAUUACCAAGGGGCUUACAUAGCACUCAGCAAACACGGGAGAGUGAAAAAAGGAAACAAAGUCUCUCCUGCGAUGACAGUGACACAUUUUUUGCCCAGAAUAUGAAAACAAAUACAACAUAUUAAAUCACAGGAAAAAAAUAUCUAUUUCAUUUUGCACAUGUGAAUAAUCUCCCAGGUAAAGUAUUUAUGCUGUUAGUGGAUAUAUGUAUAUUUGGAUAGAGAAGUUUGUAUUCGAUCUGUUACACAGUAUAUGUUGCUUCUCUUGUACUCAGUGUGCACAAAUUCUAUCUGGGUGCACCCACCUGAACUGGUGCUGUACAGAAAAAAAAAUGCAACCCUGACUGAAGGGCAACAAGUAUCUGGAACUUGUGAAGCAGCCACAGAUACUUUUUGUUGUUAUUGUUUGAUUUUAAUUACCUCACAUAGUAGCCUUUUGAUUGAGAGUUUUUAUUAAUACAUAUAAUGGGCCAAAUCCUCAGCGGGAUGGACGUCAAUGGAGCUACACCAGUUUACACCAUCUGAGGAUCUCCCCUGCCCCCCAUAUAAACGCUAACCCAAAGUCCUCACUCGGUUUUACUCACUAGGGCUCACAUAUGGUUCCAUGUGAGCAAACCUGUUUGCCGACAAAAUCCCACUGAAGUCAGUGGUGACUCCACAAGGGCCUAAGGCUCCACCCAUGUGGAUGUCUCUGCAGGAUCAGGAAGGAAGUCAGUUUGCCUGAGCCCUGCUCUACCCUUAAAAUUUAGAUUGACCUAGUUAUAUUGCUCGGGGGGGGGGGGGUUGAAAAAUUCACACCCCCUGAGCGCCAUAGUUAUCCCAGCCUAACCCCUGAUGAAGAUGUGGCUAGGUUGAUGGAAGAAUUCUUCCCUCACCUUAGCUACUGCCACUCGGAGAGGUGGAUUACCCACAGCGACAGAAAACCUCCUUCUAGCAACAUAGGAAGAGUCUAUACUAUGGCGCUACAGCAACAUAGCUGCGGCUGUGUCACUGUAGCACCUGUGGUAUAGACAUGCCCUGAGUAAGGACUGAGCAAGGACCUCAGGAUCUGGCCCCUCUAUAUUAGAGAUGGGCCUGAGCUGCAAAAUGUGUGUCUUGAGUUCAAGAUUUUGAACCCUUCAAGACUGUUCAGGCUCAUCUCGUAUAUCCACAUUUGUGGCCAUAUCUAGUUUAUUUUAUACAUACACACACACACACACCCCAUCGCUGUAGCUAUGCAUUUUUAAUGCACCAGUCACCAUAUCCAGGUGCCAAGGUGCCCACACAUACAUGCACACAGGGAGGUAAAUAUUUAAAAGCCCAUCUAUUUUAUUUCACUUUCACUACGGUGAUCUCUGAGUGCUGGAAUUAGGCUGCAGUAUUUAAC